Molecule: messenger RNA, 1641 nt
Organism: Podospora bellae-mahoneyi
Lineage: Eukaryota; Fungi; Ascomycota; Sordariomycetes; Sordariales; Podosporaceae
Exons: 3
Coding region: 514-1317 (267 amino acids)
Biological process (GO): actomyosin structure organization; mitotic cytokinesis
Cellular component (GO): cytoplasm; myosin II complex
Molecular function (GO): cytoskeletal motor regulator activity; myosin heavy chain binding; calcium ion binding
Source: RefSeq, a predicted model, not a curated record
CCAGCUGAAAGGUGAGGGGUCCCCCUUUCCCCCCUGUACAUCCCAUGCGUCUUUGGGGGCCUUGAAACACGAUGCCCGCGCGGCAAGCAGAAACAGGUCACUGGAAAAUGGCCCCGCACCAUCUUUUCCAGGGUCCCUGCCACUGCUCUUCCAGAAACGCUCGGGCCAUGUAGCACCGUUGGUGGUUGUCUGGUCACUUUAUUUACUUUUUGUUGUCCCCGCCAUCGAACUUUCAUCUAAGGCUAGACCGUUGAUCUCCAGUGACGACAUCAAUCACCCACUCAGAGCCAGACAAGCGACCGGGGGAUAUUCUUGAUUUCGAGGCGCCGAAAGUGAGUUGUUCUGACCGUUAUUGUUGUUCAAAUUAGUGAUCCAGACAAAGGCCAUUGGCGCGUCUUGAUGCUCCGUUGGCAAUUGCUGACCGCAUCCCUCAAAAAACAACAAACCAAGAGGUGGUUAUUCCCUUGCGUUUUUGACCGCUAAUAAGUCGAUACAGAUCUCUGCAAGAUCACGAUGGCCAUGCCAUUCAAACCAUCCCCGCUGGGCUAUGGGUCGCCCCGGACUUCACCUUUCCGUCGCCCAGUGUCGCCAGGAUCUCCCAACACACUACGUCAGACCACACCCACCGCAUCGCCAACAAAGACAGCAGGUCCCCCGAGUCCAGUGUUAGACUUCAAAUCCUCACGAGCUUCUCCGGGUCGCGAACUGCCAACUCCACAAGCUCGCCUUUCUCCCAGACCUGUAGCAUCCAAGACCGGGCCAGUAGGUCACGGGAGCGCCAUGUCUCAAUUACAGCCGUCGCAAGUCAGAACGUUGCGAGAGGGAUUCCAGAUUCUGGAUAGAGACAGCGAUGGUGUUGUGAAUAGGGAGGAUGUCGUGGAUAUGUUGAACCAAUUGGGUCUUCCAUCAAACGCGUCAGAGGUCACCCAAUUCUUCCCUCCCUCGGCGCCACAAACAAUGACGAUGGCUUUGUUCAUGAACUCGAUAGCAGGGUCUCUGGCGGCUCUGUCGCCCAGCGCCGAGCUCCUAUCGGCCUUCUCGGCAUUUGACGACGACGAUAGCGGGCAGAUUGACGUGGCCGAGCUUCGGGACGCGCUGCUCAACACGGCGCCCGAGCCGGGCCAGCAGCCGUUGACAUCGCUAGACGUCGAAAAGGUAAUCAACGGUUUCACCAGCCGUCGAGCCUUUACCAAGAGCAAGACGGGUGGCGGACUGGGCAAACGGGGGGAAGUAUUCCGGUACCAGGAUUUUGUAAACUCGGUGGUUGGAAACAACACGGGCAGCGAACGGGCGUCGGAAGAUUCAGAGGAGGCGUAAUGUGUGUCGAGGUGGUGGUGCCAGAGGACGAAUGGUGGCCAACCAGUGAUUGCAGGCCUAGGGUCGUUUGUGGGGUCCAGUUAUCAUGGUCAACAGGAACGGCGAGGACAUUGGGUAACGAUAACGGCAUGCGUAGGAUACCACGGAUACGUAGUGUACCGUGUUCGGUACUUAGCUAGGUAAUACUCGGUAGUGUGUAGUUUUGGCGCUUCUGGAGGGCGGGGAAUUUGCUGUUCAUUGUCCAAUUAAACAAACGUCACAUUUGGACUGCUACACUGCCAAAUUGUCACCCUCUGCCAAAAAAAUGUUGUGUGUAUGGUUGUG